This is a messenger RNA of Paramecium pentaurelia, 348 nucleotides long. The record is from the annotation of a GenBank genome assembly. Lineage: Eukaryota; Ciliophora; Oligohymenophorea; Peniculida; Parameciidae.
AUGAAUCAAAAAAUUUCCUAAUCUAUGUUUAAUAUUAUCAAAAUAUAUCCAUCAAAACAUUAUUCUCAUCUCAUUUUAACAAUUUAACAGUUUACUAAAAUAAAUUUACACAGAUUGGCAUUCCAUUAAGAGAAAACCCAUAUAUAUAUCUACUUUAAAAAUCAAUCAUUUAUCAUUAAUUAGACUAAUAAUUUUGAAUAAACAGCAUACUUAUGGUUGCAAGAAGAUGCUGAUAAUUUUUAAGUUUAUUAUAACUCUUAAGUUUAUUCUUAAUGUGAUUAAAUUGUGACUAAUGGCUAUGAUAUCAAUUAUAUAGGAAAGAUAAAUACAAUAGAAUACUUAGGAUGA